AUGCCGCAACCUGGCGGAUACGACAGCACUGAUUGGCGGUCAGAUGAAAGAGAGGCACAGCAAUACGAGGCCACCUCUUCUUUAUAUAGAGGCACAAUCGCAUCGGUCGGCGUCUCGAUUUCUCGAAAUCAGAAUCAGUCCUCUACACACUCUCAAAAUAACAAGUCUCACAUUAUCUCAAUUGCCGGCGCAGUCGCCAACAUCCUAUAUUACUGCGAACACGGCAUAACCCGGAAAUCAGUCAUCGAAUACUUGACAGCCAAGCACCCAGAAAUGGCUAGCGCACCUAAAAAAGACAAGGACAUCCCGUCCUGCUUCAGCGAUACCCAUGGUGUGGUUACGACCACCAUGAAUGACCUGCCAGGCUAUAAAAUUCAGAAAGUCCUCGGCACCGUCUACGGCCUCACCGUGCGAUCGCGAAACUGGGGCGCCGACAUUGGUGGGGCCUUGCGAACCGCGGUUGGUGGUGAGAUUCGGAUCUUCACCAAUUUAAUGUACCAGUCGCGGGAAGAGGCGAUGGAGCGGUUGGUGGGUGAGUGCAUGAGCCGUGGGGGCAAUGCAAUUAUCGCGGUUCGCUUCGAUGUCGCGAGCUUCGGGUCAUGCUCACAGAUCUGUGCAUAUGGCACAGCUUGUCUGGUGGAGCCGAUUGGAGAGAAUUGA
Messenger RNA from Penicillium macrosclerotiorum, 660 nucleotides. Its product is annotated as YbjQ family protein. NCBI's taxonomy places the organism in Eukaryota, Fungi, Ascomycota, Eurotiomycetes, Eurotiales, Aspergillaceae. The transcript is spliced from 2 exons. The record is from RefSeq and is a predicted model, not a curated record. Bases 1 to 660 code for a protein of 219 amino acids.